GCGGCCUGCCCGCCCUCCCGCCCCGCAAGGAUGGAGCCUGGGCGUCCCGCCGCUUCCACGCCAGCCGGGGAUCCCUCAGGGAGAAAGAGCAGCCUGGUCCCGGAAGAGGAAGACGGCAGAAGAAGAAGAAGAAGAAGCAGGCGCCGUGCAGGAGGAGCUUCCUCAGGAGCCGGCGCUCUCUCCGACAGAAAGGUGGUGCUGGGCGGGAAGCCGGCCUCCUCCCGCCUCUAAGGGGAGCCGCAGCGCCUGCACCCCGCUUCCCGUCCUGUGGCUGCCUCCUCCCGCGGAAUGCUGGGAAUUGGAGUCCACGGAGGCCCAGGGCUCUCUGGCUGAGGGCUCUCGAGUGGCGCGUCGCUCAAACUACAAGACCCAGCAUUCUGCAGCCCCAGGAUGGAAAGCGGGAUGCAGGCGCCGCUCUUGUAAUAAGUCAGAACACAAAAACAUAGAAGAUGCUACGGGAUCAAAAUCAGGAAAACAGAAGGCCUUUGACAGGAUCAUCGGGACCUGAAGAAAACUCUAAUCGCGUGAUCGUCAUUGUCUUCGUUGCUCUCCUCAUAGACCUCUUGGGUUUCACCCUUAUCCUUCCACUCCUUCCUUCAAUACUUGAUUAUUACAGCAAAAAUGAUAAUGGUUUGUACAGGAAUUUGCAGCAUGGAGUGGACUGGUUCAGCGAAGCAAUUGGUGUGCCUCCUGAGAGGAAAUACAAUGCUGUCUUAUUUGGAGGUCUAAUUGGAUCGGUCUUUUCUAUGCUUCAGUUCUUUUUCUCUCCACUCACUGGUGCUGCUUCUGAUUGUUUUGGGAGAAGGCCAAUCAUGCUGUUGACUGUGAUUGGUCUGAUUGCAUCGUAUUCUCUGUGGGUCAUUUCAAGAAGCUUUGAGCUGUUUCUUUUCUCUAGAGUAAUUGGUGGAAUAAGCAAAGGGAAUGUCAGUCUCUCCACUGCCAUAAUCGCUGAUUUGCAAAAUCCGAAAGCUCGAAGCAAAGGCAUGGCAAUGAUUGGUGUGGCGUUCUCCUUGGGUUUUACUUUUGGUCCAACUCUUGGAGCAUAUCUUGCUAUGGAGAAAGAGAAAGGAGAGAUCUUCUAUGUUAAGGCUGCAACCUUUGCUGUCAUGUUUGCAGUUACUGAAUUGGCUUUCAUCUUCAUGCUGUUGCCAGAGACGCUGUCAAAAGAACAACGGGUGUCCUCCGUGAUGUCUGGUUUUCAGUCAGCUGCUCACUUGAUCAGUCCUUUGGCCUUGUUUCAGUUUUCUGCAGUAAACCAAAGAAUGGAACCACAUUCCAGACAGAACCUCAAGACCCUUGGCUUAGUGUACUUCAUGUACCUCUUCCUUUUCUCUGGUUUGGAAUACACUCUGGGUUUCCUUGUUCAUCAACAUUUCCAAUUCAGCAGCAUGGAACAGGGAAAGAUGUUUUUCUUCAUUGGAAUAUCAAUGGCUGUGAUCCAGGGAGGCUACACUCGAAAAAUCAAGCCAGGAAAUGAAUUAAAGGCUGCAAAAAUGGCAAUACUGCUGUUGGUUCCUGCUUUCCUUUUAAUUGGCUGGAGUAAUAAUGUGAUCGUUCUGGGCACUGGAUUGUUCCUCUACUCUUUUGCUUCUGCAGUUGUUGUUCCUACUCUGUCUACAGUGGUGUCCGGCUAUGGAUUGAUAAGCCAAAAAGGAACGGUAAUGGGCAUCUUAAGGAGUCUGGGAGCCCUGGCAAGAGCUGUUGGGCCAAUCACGGCGGCCACAGUAUACUGGUUGGCAGGAGCUGAAGUUUGUUUCACGGUCUGUGCCUCUUUGUUCCUCCUGCCCUUCAUUCUGCUUCGAAGCAUUCAAGAACCAAAGAAAGUGGAAUAAGUAAUCACGUAUUUUCUAAGACACUACAAUUAUCAUGCUCACUUGGCUGACUAAGAAGCAGGUUUAUAGAACUGCACAUUUUGAUGGAAUGGUCUUGGAAAAUAACUCAAUCUUUGGGUCAUGACAUCCACAGGAAGGCCUCACAUUUAUAUAUAUUUGGUACAUACAAAGAUCAGAAUGAAGAGCCUUGUGGGUAUUUUUUUCUUAUGUUCACUAUGAUGAACGGUCCUUGUAAUGUAAUAGUUCUCAAAUGUUUCCAUCAAUUUUUUUUUGAAGAAAAGUAUAUUUAAAAAAACCAAAAGGUCUACAAAUAGUGCACUUCAUCUCUUUCUCUCUCGCUCUCUCUUUUUUUCUUUCCUUUCCUGAUCUGGAACUGCUGGACUACAACUUUCCAAAAUCUGUAGUCAAUAUCUACAGAAAAGUUCCCUAGCACAUUUUUUCUAAGUAUAUGUAAACAUGUAUGUAUAUUUUGAUCUGCAAACUAAUCUCUUAGUUUGGACUUAACAAGAUGUAAAGUAGUAUGAAUGUUGCCUUAAACUAAGUAUAAGAAACGUGUUGCCUUACAGAUACUGGGCUGUACAUUCGCAUCAUAGGUAAUCAUGAGGAAUUAUGGGAGUUGUAUUCAGAAGUGCACUAGGGUGCACAGAAAAUGUGAUUCAGUUCUCUUUUUGCCUUAGCAGGGUAGACUUCACUGUCAGUAAAGUAAAUAUUGUCUUGCAAUGCUUAUCCUUUUAAGUGGCUAAAAACUGGGAGAGCUUCCGUGGAUCAAGAGUUUUCCUUACUCCAUCUAUACUACAUGUGUCAAACACAAAGCCCACAGGCCAAAUCCGGCCCACCAUGUCAUUUUAGGUGGUCCUUCAGAUGCUGGACUACAGCUCCUGUAUUGCUCAUCAUGAGACAUCGUAACGAGAGCUGAUGACAGUUGUGAUACAGUAACACCUGAAAGGCUUGUUCUGUUCAGUCAGGAAAGUGGGCUUUGGAUGUAGGUACAUGGCUUGUGGAUAUGAUGUCUGACUUUAAAAUAUCUCUAACCCAGGUAUGGGCAAACCCAGGUCAGGGGGCCAGAUGUGGCCCUUGGGACUCUUUUCUCAAGCCCUCCUCUCUUUCACCUUCCUAUAAGCAUGAGGAUGUGGUGGCCUACCUACAUCCUCAUGCUGAGAGGAGACCAGGGAAGUCACACACGGCAGCAACACCAGCCUCUUCUGGUCUACACCUUGGCCUCCACCUCCAUGGGACUUAGCUGCUCCUCACUGGCAUGCGUGGAAUCAGCAAUUCCCCUUCUUCCAGACCUCCGCCCCUGGCAAACAGGAGGGCGGCUCCUCUUACACCUCCUCUUCCUCCUGCUCCUCUGUCACCACCACUUUUCUCAAGGUCAAGUUCCCACUCAGAAAGAACAACAUGAGAGGGAAGGAGAGCCCUAGGCAGCUGCAUGCCCAGGUGGUGGCGGUGGAAGAGGAGGAGCUGCCCUCCUUGUCACCGGGGGCAGGGGCCUAAAAGAAGGGGAGUGUGCUGGCAAGGAGCAGCUGAGUCCCAUGGCAGCGGAGGCCGAGGUGCAGGCCAGGAAGAGGCUGAUGAGCACGACUUCCUGGGCAUGGCCGUGGACCAGUCAAGCUGCCAUGUGUGAACCCCCCCCCCAAAAGACCAACCCCCUGACCUCCCCCCUCCCUGCCCGGGCUACCCAACCUGCUCUAGCCCACCAUGUGGCCCCCAAGUUAAAAGUUUGCCCAUGCCUGUUCUUACCUUUCUCCAACCUCACAGCCACAAGUGUUGUUGGGUUGCAAUUCCCAUUAUCCCCAGUCUAUGUGGCAUGUAAUCAUAAGUGAUGGAAAUUGUCAUUCAGCAGCACCUGGGGAAUCCAAAAUGGGUAAAAACUAAAGAGCACAAACCACUAUGUAAUAAAAAUUAUGUACAUAAAAUUGUAUGUAAUAAAAGUAUAGUUAUUCUCCAUUUAAUGGCCCUUUGAAGGCAACCAUGAAGCUGAUGUGGCCCUCACUGAAAGUGAAUUUGACACUCUUGAUCUAUAUCAUACUGCCAGCCCUCUAACAUUAGACAUGUGUCUCUCUAUGGGGCACGGAAUAGGAGCACCGAAUUGGAGCUGUUUCUAACCUUAGAGGGGAAUAUUCGGUCACUCCAGUAAAAGCAAGAACAUAUACUGCAAGUUUGAUUAUUUUUGUUUCCUCUGGUGUUUUCUAUCAUUUCCCAUGGAAUGCAUUGUUCAGAGACUCAUAAAUUUAUGCAGAUAAAAAUCAUUCAAUUACUAAUUUAUUACUAAGAUUAGAAUACAGUAAACUAUGAAAAUUCAGGAUUUGAAAUGGACUAAUAGUAUCCCUUGCUGCUUCACCAAGUUCCAGAAUUCAUUUAUGUUAAAGCAAAAAAUGAUGAGAACAGGAAAUGGUGGUAGGUUUGAUAGCAAAAAGCUGUAACAUUGAAUAUUUGGUUGCAAAGAACAAGAAAACAUAGGAGUAGAAUAAUAAAUUUAAAUAUUUCAGUGUAAUUUUGAGUAUUGCUAUUUUCUCUGAAAAAGAUCAUUGUUAUAAAUUCAAAUUCUUUUUUGUACUUCCCUUCAAAGUAUGUUUGUAUAACCAAAUCAUGUAGGAACCACACCAGUAUCUCACUUGUGUCUUAGGAACAUGUACCCGAAAAAAUACGAGGAGGGGUGCAAUUUCUUCUCGCACUUAUUGUCAUAUCCUACGUGUCUAAAAUGUUUGAACAAUGAAUUUGUCUUCAAAGACUGUAGGCAACUUGUAAAUGUGGCCUUAGCAUGGUGAUGUGGGUGAUGCCAUAUGCUGUAAUCAUAUUAAUAGAUGGCAAAUUGCUGAACAAUUUGAAUUUUGAAACACACAAUAUCAUGUUAGCUAAACUAUAAUGACAUGUCUUGCUAGCCCUCCUUGGCUAUAAUAGAACCAAUUAGAACCAAUAUAACUCUGUGUCCAUCUUUUUCUAUUUUGUUUUCUGUUUAUUUUAAAAUUAUCUUUGAUUUCCUAGAGGUAGAUUCUCUAGGUAUGUAUCACAAUGAUUUUGCAUGUAUCCAGUUACUUUUUAAGUAACUCUUUGUAUUAUUUUCUCACAGUUAUUUAUUUAAUCAGAAAUGUAAUUGAAAUACUUCUGAGUGUUUUUAAAAAUCAUUUUUACAUCACAGAUUAUUUCUGGAACUCAACCAACAUUUUCUUCUACAAUGAAGGUAAUACAAUAACUAAGAGAAUCAUGGGGCCCUUCUAGGAAACAACAGCAAGACUUUGUAUUUUGUGCUAUAUAAAUGAAGCUUGAUUACGGUUUGGUUCAGGAAAUAGCUUUUAUGAUGAAUGAUGGAGUAUACCUCAAAUGAAUAAAAAUGAGCGAUGCCAUUUUUUCUAGUAACAUUAUGUGCAGCUUUUAGAAUAGUGCACACUGUGACUGAGUAUUAUUUUUUUCAUGUCUAGCUUUCCAGAUACCAUAUAGAAAUAGAAUAUGUUUUGUACUAUACUGAUCUUUUUACAUUCUGUUUCCCCAAAUAAAACUUUUUGAGAUUA
Messenger RNA from Anolis sagrei ordinatus, 5341 nucleotides. The record is from RefSeq and is a predicted model, not a curated record. NCBI's taxonomy places the organism in Eukaryota, Metazoa, Chordata, Lepidosauria, Squamata, Anolidae.